Messenger RNA from Neodiprion virginianus, 1265 nucleotides. RefSeq names its product guanosine-3',5'-bis(diphosphate) 3'-pyrophosphohydrolase MESH1 (gene Mesh1). NCBI's taxonomy places the organism in Eukaryota, Metazoa, Arthropoda, Insecta, Hymenoptera, Diprionidae. The transcript has 3 exons. The record is from RefSeq and is a predicted model, not a curated record. Bases 127 to 906 code for a protein of 259 amino acids. Gene Ontology annotation, molecular function: guanosine-3',5'-bis(diphosphate) 3'-diphosphatase activity.
ACACGCGGUUUAAUAUUAGUGUCGUGUGACAUUUGCACAAGGCGGUGUAUGCAUAUUUUAUUUAUAAAAUUUCGUAAUCCGUUACGGAUAGCGAAUUGCGAUAUUUCACUCUUCUAACAUCAAGCGAUGAAUUUCCGCGUUGACAAAGGAUCUUUCCUGAACCGAUACGCGGACAAGGAAUUAGCCGCAGAUGCGGAAGAGGAGUGUAAAAAAUCCGAAGACAGCUGCAACGCCGACAGAGAUACGAUCAACGAUCCGCUGGUAAUACCCGGCGAGUGUGGAUCGUGCUUGAAACCUACAACGAAAGAGGAACUUCUUUCGAUGGUGUUGAAGUGCGCGAAUUUUGCCGCCGAGAAGCACAGCAAUCAAAGGAGAAAAGACGCCGCUGAAACACCGUACAUAAAUCAUCCCUUGGGGGUCGCGAAUAUUCUGGCAAACGAGGGAAGCGUCUACGAUCCGAUCGUGAUACUCGCAGCUUUGCUUCACGACACGGUCGAAGACACGGAAACUUCGUUCGAAGAGAUAGAGAAAGAGUUCGGGGAAACGGUGCGGAAAGUUGUCGCCGAGGUGACGGACGACAAAAGUCUUCCCAAGGCGGAGAGGAAACGUUUGCAAAUUGAAAACGCAACGAGCCGAAGCGACCGAGCCAAACUGGUCACGUUGGCCGAUAAGAUUUACAACUUGCGCGAUAUUCAGAAAAGUCCGCCGCUAGGAUGGAGCGAUAUAAGAGUCAGGGAAUACUUUCAGUGGGCAAAAAAAGUCGUGGACAAUUGUCGUGGAACAAAUUCAGCCUUGGAAAAUACGCUUGAUAGUAUAUUUGCGAAACAGUGCAAGGAGACGAGGAAAAAUUGCAAUUGCAUAAAAAGACUAUCUCCCGUCUGCGACGAAUCCUAUUUGUGCAUUUAACGUGCUAACUUAUCGACAUACAAUUAAUAUAAUACAUUUACUCAAAGCAAGUUCGUUAUAUGUAUCAAAAAUACUUUUUCACGAAAUUAUAAAAUACAAUACAAUGUGAAAUCAAUUCCAUGUGGUUUGAACCCAGAUGCGUGAAAACGUGGAGCGUUGCAUAUAAUUUAUACUAUGACAAUGAAUCAUGUACACAAAAAUUUAUAUUUGGAUUAAUUUGGCACAGUUUUUUUCAAUUUAUACGUUCAUGUGGACAAAUAAUAACUGCACAGGCAAAAAAUAAUAACCGAUACGGAAAAAGACAUUCCCAGGAAUAGCGUAAAUGAAUUUGAAGUAAAUAAACUUUACAUUGAUCUGUA